AACCGGUAGCAAUAGGUUAGAAAAGUGAAAACAACUCCUUGCCUAAUGGUACCUUAGUCUGAGUUUUGUUAGAUCCAGUAUAGGCUAUACUGUUCAUUUUUCAAAUCCAUAGUCAAGCUAUGGUAGUAAAGCAUUUUGGGCUUGUCCUCUAUGCCUGGAAGCAGUCACGUUUCAGCAGCCUACUGGAAAGAAACCUGUAACAAAAAUAGACCAAAGGGGCUAAAUUGCUAUUAUCUGACUAGACUAGUCCAUUUAUGUGCUAUUCUUAAAAAUGGCACUUAAAAUCAGUUUAAGGUUAUAUAUAUUUUUUGUUACACGUGUACACACCGUUUUACGGUAGUCUUUCACAGCAGCAAAAUCAGUUCAGCCAUAGCAAGAAGAAGCAUUUGCUGCACUCUACAGGGAUACGCAACCUGCUGUAACCACAUCGCUGGGAGGGGUUGACGGACCCGUUAGUUUGCUAUCUCCGCCUGCUCAUGAAACCUACGGAUAUGCCAAAGGAGGGAGCGGAGAUGACUGAAGAAACUGAGCAGAUGAUUGAGAAAAAUUGUGCAAAAGAACCAGAGAAUGUCGCGUCUCCGGGGGAUGCCAAAGAAAUGCGCGUCGUAGUGCUUACUAGCUUUGGGGGUCUCAACAAACUCCGGGUAACCAAGAAACCGAUGCCAGAUCCACAGGAAGGAGAAGUCAAAAUUCGCGUUAAAGCAUGUGGCUUGAACUUUCUGGACCUCAUGGUUCGACAAGGAAAUAUUGAUAAUCCUCCCAAGACUCCUCUUGUACCUGGUUUUGAAUGCUCAGGCAUUGUAGAGGCUCUGGGAGACAACACAACAGGAUUUGAGAUUGGCGACCGGGUCAUGGCAUUUGUGAAUUACAAUGCCUGGGCUGAGGUGGUCUGUACGCCACUGGAUUUUGUAUACAAGAUCCCCGAUGAUAUGACUUUCACUGAGGCCGCUGCCUUUUCCAUGAACUUUGUGGCCGCCUACAUGAUGUUGUUUGAAGUUGCCAACCUCCGAGAGGGCAUGUCAGUGUUGGUGCACUCAGCAGGAGGAGGUGUGGGUCAAGCUGUUGCUCAGCUCUGCUCAACUGUUCCCAACGUCACCUUGUUUGGCACUGCCUCACCCUGUAAACACGAGGCCAUCAAAGACUCGGUGACUCACCUGUUCGACAGAAACAUCGAUUAUGUGCCAGAAGUGAAAAAGAUCUCUCCAGAGGGGGUAGACAUUGUACUGGAUUGCUUAUGCGGAGAGAAUACUGGGAAAGGCCUGAGCCUUCUCAAGCCCCUGGGAACGUACAUCCUUUAUGGCUCAUCAAACAUGGUAACAGGAGAGACAAAAAGUUUCUUCAGCUUUGCCAAAUCUUGGUGGCAAGUGGAGAAGGUGAACCCCAUUAAGCUCUAUGAUGAGAACAAAGUCAUGGCUGGGUUCUCGCUCCUGAACCUCCUCUUUAAGCAGGGUGGAUGCAGCCAGGUGAAGAACGCGGUCCACAAACUCUUUUCCCUUUACAACGAGAAGAAGAUAAAACCUCUCGUAGACUCCCUAUGGGCACUGGAGGAGGUGAAAGAGGCUAUGCAGAGAAUCCAUGACCGAGGCAACAUAGGGAAACUCAUCCUGGAUGUGGAGAAGUCCCCCACACCUUUGAUGGCUAACGAUAGUACAGAGACCAGCGAGGCAGGUGAAGAGGAGGAGGAACACGAGGGUGACAAUGAAAACAAGGAGCGGAUGCCCUUUAUCCAGUAAGCCCUGAACGCUACGCUGGGGCCUAAGGAGAGCCGGAGGGACCAGAGGAACAGAGACUAUUCCAAGACCUGAGCUACGCACCCGUGAAUCCAUGCUGUUGUACAAUGUAUGAGUGUGUGUGUGUGUGUGUGUUUGUAUUGUAGUUGCAUUGUCGCCCAGUUUCAUCAACAUUUGACAUGUUAGAAGCAAAAGUAUGAUAAAUUUACAAAAAAGUGUAAAAUAAAAACAACCAACACAAGAAUUCUAACAAAAGUGCCAUUCUCCAAUGCAGUGUUGAAGUGUAUUAGUGUUGUGUUUGUGUGAUAAUCGGUUUCCUUGGUGUCUGGGAUGUGCACUGGUCGGGGUUUGGAAACACAUUUCUCAAUUAGAACCUGACAUAGGAUCUCACUGUUUGUUAAUGCAUCAUUGCAUUUUAGCAUUCACUUCCGUUGUGUGGCGUUUAGCAUUUGGCUUAAUCCACCCUGUAGUAGCAGUGCCUUUGUGUUGUCUUGGAGAUGUAUAUUUCCUUUUCCUUCUCCCUCAUUGUCAUUAGAACCCUUGAUUUACACAUCAUCCCCAGUAUACUGUAUGCUGUGUGGUAUUUGUGUCGUUAGAUGGGUUUUUUUUUUAGUUAUGUUAAAGGAUAACCUCCAGGCCUCACUCUUUUUUUGAGACUUAAAAUCUGAUUGUGGUGAUGAGUGAUUGACUUUGCACUGUUGCGUGUGUGUGUGUGAUGAGAUGUAAUGUUUACCGUACCGUCAGGUGCCUGUGCAUGUAGUGCCACACAGAAACGAACAGCUCCAUUUUCACAUCAUGAUAAGCUUGAAACCUGCUAGAACAUUCCUCUCACACAGAAAUCAGAAUAUCUUGAUCUAACAAGUCAGCUGUUCUAUUUGUGCCAGAAAUGCUUAUCUAUGCCCUGUGCAGAACACACAAACAACUCAAACUGAAGUUGUGUUUUAGUGUUAUUCAGUUAACAUUCAGUUUAUAUUGAGAACUCGAUAACGCGCAAACCUCCCAACCUCAUAGUCUUAACCUAGGUGUGUCUGGAUCACAGAGUGUGGUUUAGAUUUAUUCACCAAGUUCUAGAAUUACCUCAAGCAAGUAGAAUCACUAGAAGUGAUUAUACAUUUUGUUACAAAGGGUUCUACCUUUAAGUGAUGCAUUGGAACAUCAAAUCAGGAACAAUUUUAAAGACUUUCAAAUCACACUUCUGACAAACCACAUUUGUUUUCAACCAGUUACAGAUGAACUCAGACUUUUGAAGAGCAAAUGAAGAGCAGAACAUUAGUUGUCAAAAUAUGCUUUCAGGUACAAAAGUGCAGAUAAAUGAUCCAUGGAGAGUAUAUAGUGUCCCCCUUUGCUUUUGUGAAUUGCCGUAGUCAAAUUCUCUGUUUGUAUGUGUCUGAGUGUGAGAGCGAUGUUUUAUCUGAAUGGGUAAUCCAUUUGCCUUAAAAAAAAAAAUAAACAUUGAAAAAUAUUAGUCCUAUAUGGCUAUUCCAUAGGAAGUGUCAAGGUGCAGAUAGAUAAGAAAAUAUUCCCAAAUGUAUGUUAUUGUUGUGUUCUGCUCUACUUCUAUUGUUCGUAGGUACCCUGUCCUUUUCACCUUAAUAAAUGGAUCUGCAGAGCAAACAUGA
Molecule: messenger RNA, 3349 nt
Organism: Alosa alosa (allis shad)
Lineage: Eukaryota; Metazoa; Chordata; Actinopteri; Clupeiformes; Clupeidae
Gene: vat1l
Product: vesicle amine transport 1-like
Exons: 9
Coding region: 477-1733 (418 amino acids)
Molecular function (GO): oxidoreductase activity; zinc ion binding
Source: RefSeq, a predicted model, not a curated record